Larimichthys crocea (large yellow croaker) is the source of this 4840-nucleotide messenger RNA. RefSeq names its product family with sequence similarity 171 member A2b (gene fam171a2b). The coding region runs from base 214 to 2721 and encodes 835 amino acids. The transcript has 8 exons. The record is from RefSeq and is a predicted model, not a curated record. Lineage: Eukaryota; Metazoa; Chordata; Actinopteri; Sciaenidae.
UGAGCAGCUGAGCCGCUGUUCCUGCUCACAUCAGCAGAGGGAAACGUUGCACACUUUUUCCUUCCUCCACCUCCAGACAAUAAAAACAAGGCGAAGCAGCAUCUCCACCAUUCAAAGCCUGGCAUCCGAGCUAUGUGUGAGGAGUGAGCGGCUCUCAGACUGAAAAUAUGGAUCCACGGGCGCCGAGCUGGGACUAGAGAUGUAGUUGUAAGGAUGCCAGUAAACUACAUCUCUCGUUUGCUCCUCUUGGUGUCGGUCUGCGCGCUCCGGGAGGCGCUGGCCAAAUCUCUUCCAGAUCAAGGAGCAUUUGAGGUGCAAAUAAAAGUCCAAGUGUUCGACAACAGCGACUUGUCGCCGCUGGCAGACGCUCAGGUGGAAGUCCACGGCAAUCAAACCGUCUUGGCGUCGAGCCGUGCCGGCAGCGAUGGCGUCCUGAGAGUCAACUUCCUGUACCGCACAGGAACAUGGGUCAUCAUCACAGCCUCCAAACGAGACUACGUCACCAACUCUGUGCCCUGGCACUCCAGCCGGAUCCCCCUGUAUGCUUCCGUCAGCCUGUACCUCCUCGUUCAGAGGCCGGGAACGCUUAUUCUGUACGAUGACGUCCUGCAGGUGCUGUCUGGGUCACCAGGAGCUCGUAACCAGCCGCUGGUGCAGCUCCAGAGGAAGUCCCUUCAGCUGCCGUCCAACUCCAACUACACGGCACUGUCCGCCGUGCUGACCACAGCCAGGACUCAGGACGAGAUCGGAGGAUUCCCGUUUCUCCUGGGCCAAGAGACCAACAGCUCAGGCGCAGAGACAGGGUGGACGGACCUGACAGGACUGGCCGUGGUCAGCAUUCAGCUCUUUGACAAAGAUGGCAGCGCGAUCCAGGUGUCCGAUCCGAUCCACAUCUCUGUGCCGCUGCCGUCCGACACCCGCAACAGGAUGGCCACGAGCGUACCUGCUUGGCUGUAUCAGCCUAAGACGGGACUGUGGGUCAGGAACGGGACGGGCUACAUCAAGAAGGACGGCCAACAGUUUGUCUGGAACGUCGUGGUUCCUCAGAUGGGGUACUGGUUAGCUGCCUUCCCUUCAUCUUCAGGAUUGGGUCUGUCUCAUCCAGGCUUGAGGGACAUCACCACCUACCACACCCUGUUCCUGCUCUCCAUCCUGGGCUCGCUGGCCCUGCUGGUGCUCAUCCUGCUUUGUGUGCUGCUCUACUACUGCAGGUGUGGGGAGCGUAGGCGCAGGCGGAAGUGUUUAAAACCUCGUCGACAGCAAGGGAAACCCCAUACGUCCAAUCUAAAUGGUGCAAAGAGAGACCAAGGUACAUCCACGUCUCGCCUAAAUCUGAUCUGUGGAGGCCAUGUUGAGUCCGGCCCCUCUAACGAAAAAUCUGAAAUGUCUCCAUCCCGAGACUACCAGAGUUCAAAGGAGGACUUAACCAAGCAUGUUCCAGCUCACAUGCUGCGACACGCAAAGGGAAAAAAUGCGGCAGGUCCCCAAAGAGGUGAAAGUUUCCCAAUGAAGGUCACACGUGCCACAGAAACCAACAAUCUGGACAACCCUUUGCUGCAUGAAGACUACAACCGGAGCUACAGCCCAAUGGAGGGCAAGGAGUCUGAAUACCACCGACACCACAACGCCAACGACAAUCGAGGAUACUCCUCUGAUCCUCCAUCACCGCCUCGCUUCCAAGGCUACGUGCCAAGCCAGUCGGACAAACCUCCUGAAUAUUCAGCAGCUGCUGCAGACAGUCUCGCCAGGCCCACGUCCCUCAACACCCAACCAGGUCAGAUCAUCUUCUGCAGCAACCUUGACCAGAUGAAGGAGAACAUGUACCGGAGCAUGGUGCCAACCCUAGUCAUCCCAGCCCACUAUAUGCGCCUGCCCUCCGAGUUUUCUGGUAAAGAUGGCAAAGACCAAAAGGAUCAAGACAAAGAUGGUGCACAGAUGGGAGGAGGCCAGCAGCAUCAUCACCACCACUCUCAGAAAGGCCAACAGCAGCAACAGCAGCAAGGUGGAUCCCAAGGUGACGACUCAGAGGAGCCGAGCUGGGCAUCCGACUCCUCCGGUGGACCUGUGACCAUCCCUGUGCUCUUCAACGACUCCACAAUGGCUCAGAUGAAUGGGGAACUGCAGGCUUUGACUGAGAAGAAGCUACUAGAGCUGGGUGUUAAACAGCAUCCAAGGGCGUGGUUCAUCUCCCUGGAUGGACGUGCUAACUCUCAUGUGCGCCACUCCUACAUAGAUGUUGGGAAUGACCUCAGUGGCGGCGGAGGUGUAGGAUUCCUAAGUGGUCCCAACAGCACCCGAGAUAUCAACCUUGAACCACCUCUGGAGGCCCAAGAACGCAAGUCAGCAAUCAACCGGAAGGGAAAAGAUGAGCGUUGGGGGACGGGAGGACGAAAGAGCCACGGUGUUAGUGGCGGUGGGAAGAGUUACUCCAAGCUGGCCUACCCUGACCACAGCGAGCCCAGCAGCAGUGAGGGGCGCCCGGUCUCGCCCGAAGAAAACUCCCUCACCCCUCUUCUCGAUGAAGGUCCAUCCUCCCGAGGAUCCACCAUCCCCAGAAGAGGACGCAGCCGAGUGAACAGCAGCCGCAGCAGCAACAGCGAGAACCGCCGCGACUCCAUGACCAGCCCCGAGGACGACCCCGACGACAAAGACGAGAACAAGAAGAGCCCCUGGCAGAAGAUCGAAGACAGGCCUCUGAUGGUCUUCCACCCCAGGAAGUGAGCUUUUUGAACUUACUGAACACUGGACCUUUAAACGAAGUUUUCAAAUGGGAAUCUUUCUACAUCGAACAUGGAAGCCGAGCGAUGUUUUCACCGAGAGAGAUCACAAUAAGCACAACCAUGCUUCACUGGUCCAUUUUCAGGUUGUUGUUUGACCUUUGUGUUCCUGGUGAGGUGCUUUUGCACUUUCUGAUUACUCUCGUAGUCUCACUGUCAGUUAAUCUUAUUACUGAGAUGAUCUGUUGUAUACUGAAACCUAUCCAGUUUAUUGUGAAUUCUGUCACCUAUCACAUCACUGAACCAUCGUCUGAGCCAUUGCAUAUACUGAUUGUGGAAAUAGCCAUUUUAUAGAGCAGAGUAUAAGAAUGAAGCACUUACUAAUAAUUUGAUAAUUGAUUGAUGGAUACUGACCGAGCAUUUGGAUGUGGAUGACAUUUUCUAUGAGGUUGUUUAGGUGAAUUAGAUCUCCUUCCUUAGACUUGGACACACGAAGGCUCAUAUGGAUGGUAGAAGAUGUGCGCCUUGACUACUUCCCCCUGUAAACUGUAACUAGGAUAAGUUUUCUUUAAAGGAAACAGUUUCCCAGAGUUUGAAUAUGUAUCAGUUUUUCUUGAGGCCCUGUGAACGGAUAAUGCAAUCUAUAAAGUCCAACGUGCGACUUGCAUUUUGCUCCUUCAGGGAUGUACUUGAUUUCCUCUUCCUUCUGUACUGUGUUGACUUAUUGAGAUAGUAAUGAUUUGAAAUGUUGAGCAUCAUCUUAAAGUAUUUCUGUCAUCCUUUCUGUCAUUGAUUUAUCGCAGUGAUCUACAGUUCUGCCAAAACCUUUUUGCAUUUCUGCCUUUUUCCUGUCGUCGAGAGUUUUUUCCGGACUUCUUUGCGAUUUCCGUCGUGUAAAUAGGUUCCCAGACAUUUGAAAGACCAUUUGGUGUAGAAAGAAAGAAAGUUGCAUGCAUACAAUAUGAAUGUAUGAAAUAAAACUAAAGGCACCAAAAGCCCCCCACAGUUCUUUGGGCUCCUGCGUAGACAACCUCCCCGCCAAAUCGCCAAGAAGCUUUGGUAAGUCUGAACAGAUACAGCUGAGCAAAAACAUCACUUUACUUGAGGACUUAGCUGUUAAAUAUUCUACUGAGAUCGACCGGGGUUGUUUGUAGACAGGGUCCUGUACCACUUCUCUCCUGUAAGUGCCUUCUUUCACAUAGGAUCGAGUGAUAGGCAUGCAGGUCCCUUUUUAAAAUGCAGUUUAACCGUCACCUAAACUUCGCCGUCGAGCUCGGCGGGCACUAAUAAGCACACUGCAUUGUGGUAACGACAACACGUCACUCUGGGGAGCAUGCCUGCCAAAAACUGACAACUUUUCUUGCGGCUGUUAUGUCCUUGAAUAUCUUCAUUUCUUGUAUCUAUCCUCUUUUUCACCAAACUUGUAAAUGGUAUGAUGAACUAUAUGAGAUUUUAUGUGUAUACGAUGUGCAUGUAACAUGUAGAAUAGGGUGUUUUUAUCGAAACCUUUUUUGAAAUGAUCCAGAUGUUUGGCACAAAAUGUGAUGCGCUGACUGCAUUGAGUUGUGUUGCCAAAUUGAACUUGGUUAUAUGAAGACUGACGUUUGUUUCGUUCCCUUAAUCCAGUUCUAACAAAAAUUCACUUCCGGUCGUAAAUGUUUACAACAAUAACAUACUGACCAACACGCUCACGCUGUUACUAGCAUCACCACUGCCUACGACGCAUCAACAACUGUGAACUCAAUUAUGUCAUCGAGGAUUUGUCAAAAAAAAGAAAAAGUGUCACCAGUUUAGAAAACUUGAAGAUGUUUUGUUGUUUUUAUUUGCAGAGGUUGAUUAUGAAGUGAAAAUCUUGAAGGCUGUACAAAAAUCAUGCUGACUUGUUGGUCCCUUUUCAACAUUUGCUUGCUGUUCAUAAGCCCGUGUGAGUCGCCUGCAGUACAAACUGAAGAUGUGAUGUAAAGAAGAAAAACACAACACAUGAAACGAUUCCUGCUGAACCGUCCUCUGCUGUAAAUGUUUCUGUUUGGACCAGAUGUGGAAUUAUUAUUAUGAGUUGUGCAAUCGUGGCUUUCCUUGCUUGUUUUUUUUGUUUUAACAUGAGAUUUUUGUGAACUUGUGUU